Aspergillus fumigatus Af293 is the source of this 210-nucleotide messenger RNA. RefSeq lists its product as uncharacterized. The record is from RefSeq and is a predicted model, not a curated record. The transcript has a single exon. Lineage: Eukaryota; Fungi; Ascomycota; Eurotiomycetes; Eurotiales; Aspergillaceae. Bases 1 to 210 code for a protein of 69 amino acids.
AUGAUUGGCCAACGGGUCGAUACCUUCAGAGAUCCGGAAAUACCUUUGUCCGAAAGCCCCGGCACGUGGCGUUGGCCAAUCGGUGGCGAGAAACAAACCAACCGAUUAAUUUCAGGCUUGAGCGGCGCAACCUCAAAAAGGGAAUCCAAAGGUGGCUUCUUCGCGAUAUUUUCCUAUCUCUUGUUCUUGGACAUCCUCGGUGCUUUCUAA